Messenger RNA from Penaeus vannamei (Pacific white shrimp), 4167 nucleotides. The record is from RefSeq and is a predicted model, not a curated record. Lineage: Eukaryota; Metazoa; Arthropoda; Malacostraca; Decapoda; Penaeidae.
UAGGAAAUACAAAAGGUAGAGUAAAAAGAAAUGGAAAAGGAAGUACAGAAGAAGGAGGAGGAGGAGACGGAAACGGCAGAGCAGGAGAAGGAGAAGGGGUUUGCUUGAACCAAGGGACCUGCAUCUUGCCGGACGUCUGCGCUUGCAAGGAAGGUUACUUCGGGAAGCGCUGUGAGAAGGCUGUGUGCGACGGUGCCCUGCCAGAAAUGACCAAUGCUUACUUCCAUCACGUCCUCUCCAAGGACUCAUCCACCGAGGAUAAAAUACUAGCUCGCUGCGUCGUAGGAUAUGAGUUCAAGGACAAGACGAAUGAGCAGGAACUCACGUGUCGAGGAGGACGCUGGGGUGUCUCUGAGGAGAAAGGGAGCGAGUGUUAUCCUACGUGCAAGGACCCCUGUGAUCCUCCUUUGGUCUGCGUAGGACGGGAUACAUGCGGAUGUUCUCAGCAAUUCGGGGGAUCUUCCUGUGAUUCUGUGAUGGGCGGGAUCUGCGAGGGGGCGUUGCCGGAUGUCAGCAACGGCAAGAUCCAGAGAACCAACGACGUCAUCAAGGUGAUAUGCGACGCGGGAUACAAAAUGAGGAACAACAAGACUAAGAACCUGAUCACCUGCGAGCACGGCUUCUGGCGCGUGUCCGGCCUGCCCCACUCGAGGUCGGUCGUCGAGUGCCAGGCCCAGUGCGAGCCCCAGUGCCUCCCCGAGCAGGAGUGCACCGCCCCGGGGAUCUGCAAGUGCCGCCUCGGCUUCAAGGGAAUAAACUGCCAGGAAAUAGACCCCGUGGGCGGGUACUGUCCUGAGGCCCUUCCGUUUGUCGACAACGCCAUCGUCAGCCUCAACAGAACGGUCGAAUGCCUCCGGGGAUUCACCUUCACCGCCGGGGAAACGACAUCGCAACUCUUCUGCGCUCGAGGCCAGUGGAUCCUGCCCUGGGAGAGGAAAGGGUGCCUCCCUCGAUGCGCCAUUGAGUGCCAGAACGGCGGGACUUGCGUGGCACCUAAUAUGUGCGAGUGUCCAGAUGGCUAUGAGGGGCAUCAUUGCCAAAUCGCCAUCUGCAGAGCUCGGCUGGAAGUGCAAAAUGCCAUCCUGUGCAACAAAGAUGCCGGUCUGACGGUCACUUGCACCAGUGGCUACAGAUUAACCACAGGAGCAAUGAGUGUGGAGAUGAGCUGCAAGAACGAAUCCUUGGCAUCGGCCGACCAUGGUGAGAUCCCCGAAUGCGUACCAGUGUGCUGGCAUGAGUGCGAGAACGAAGGCAAGUGCGUGGCACCCAACGUCUGCAAGUGCCAGGAAGGGUACUGGGGCAAGCACUGUGAGAAACGGAAGUGUAUUCAUCCAACUGAGAUAUCCAUUGCCAUUUUUACGAACAGGCUAAGCCAGGCCACAAUAGCGUGCCCUCGCGGAUACAAGUUACCCACCGGCGAAACCAGCUUCGGAGGCAUCACGUGUCGCCAGAGGGACGGGGUUUGGGUGAUUCCGCGCAAGUAUCAGCUCGCCCCACAUAUCGCUCCGCAUCCGUCCUCCGCGAAGGCCCCUCGCUACCAUUCCGUCGGCUGCGUGUUCUCCUGCGAUCCGGGGUGCGAGAACAACGGAACGUGCGUCGGGGAGAACGUGUGUGUGUGUCCUGAGGGCUUCCGUGGCAAGACUUGCGAGGUGGGGAAGUGUGACGCAGCGCUUCCUCACGUAAAGAAUGCUGUCUUUUACCAAGAAAGCCUGAACGAAGGCCGAGCCGAGUGCCUCCCAGGCUAUAAAUUCCCCAACAACAAAAGAACAGCUGCCUUCCAGUGCCAAGGAGGAGUCCAGUGGAGCUUCAGUGACCUCGCGAUGACCCCGACGUCCUGCGACCCGAUUUGCCAGGAGGAGUGCCGCAACGGGGGUUCCUGCGUGGCACCGGAACAGUGUCUCUGUCUCAGGGGCUUCAGCGGGAGGUCCUGUGAGGUGAAUGAGCGCGGGGAGUGCCCAGAUCUGCCGCGGAUCCCUUACGCCUCCGUGACCAGGGACCACGAGAAAGGGAGUGCAAUGUGCUAUCGAGGAUACAUAGUUGAUCUAGAUAUGGAUAGUACAUCCUUCGACAUUACCUGCACGAACAAAGAGUGGAAGAAGAACCAGCACUACCCCCUUUGCCACCCGUGUCUACCCUCCUGCCACCGUGGGAAAGGGUGUCAGAAUGGUGGCACAUGUGUGGGUGCCAGUGCCUGUGAGUGUAGGCCAGGCUUCACGGGGAAAGAGUGCGAGAACCUGCUACAGGAGGCGUGUGAGGAGCGGCCGGUUUGGCCAAAUGCUCGUCUUCGGGAGAGCACGGAGCCCCAAGGAAUCCUAACGGCACAGUGCCACGAGGGAUACACACUGUCUUCCGGGGUAAAGGAAGUGCCUCUCGUGUGCCAUCAAGGGACGUGGAAGAGCGUGGCACCCACACACCCCAAGGACCUGACGGAGGGUUGUCAAUUUGAGUGUAAUGUUGACUGUUAUAACGGGGGCUCGUGUGAUGGACCGAACACCUGUGUCUGUCCUGAGCUCUUCCAGGGAGACACCUGUCGGGAACUUGUCCUUGGCACCUGUUCUGCUUUUGUGGAAAUCGAAGGUGUUGAAGUUUCUUGGAACGAUACAACAGUGACCUUCUGGUGUAACGAUGACCUUGAACUCACCAAGAACACGAACGAGGUCACGGUAUGGUGCGAGGAAGGGACCUGGGCUCUCCCCUUCGGCUGGACCUGGAAACUUGCGUGUAGCUCGUCAGGUCACUCACCAUGUCCUCCUCCAGCGCCACCCAGUUUCGCUGUUAUAGAGGAAGACGCCUCGGGAACCUACGUCGUGUGCUCCAAAGGCUUCCUGAUCAACAACGACACCUCGAUCGUGGACCUGAAGUGCCAGGGCGGGGAGUGGCAAGCGGACAUCGGCGCCCGUACAGUCCCCGUCAGGAGCGUCGUCUGCGCCCCGGCCUCCUGCGACGGAAACUGCACGGGUUCCUGUCUGCACGGGGGAUUCCUGCACAAGGGGAAGUGCUCGUGUCCCGCAGGAUACUCUGGGGAUCUGUGCGAGAUGAAGGACUGUGAGAGGCGUUCCCUGGACGCGAGGGGGCCUGUGAGGACUCGUUUCAACAAAAAUCUUGAAGGUGUGGCCUACUGCCUCCCAGGAAACAGAUAUCCUUCAGGAAAGACCUCUGUAGGAUUCGUCUGCCUGGAUGGAGUCUGGCGAUUCCUUGAGGACUACAUCGGCCACUCCUUCGUCGAGUGCCUGCCGGAGUGUCAGGAUCCUUGUCGUAACACUGGCACCUGCGUGGCCCCGGACACUUGUCGCUGUCACCAUGGGUUCUCCGGUUCGGCUUGUGGGACUUGUAAAGACGACAACCCCGUUAUAACAACCACGGGCCACCUGUGCGUUUUCCCAUUCGAGUUCCAAGGUCGUCUCCGCUACGAAUGCGUCCGCGACUCUGAGGACGACCUGCCUUGGUGUGCGACGAAGACGACCUCCGAACACAAGAUCUCUUCGACGGGAAUCUGUCUGUUGGAUUUCGGUUACAAGAAAGUGACGGUGACUGAGAGUGGCCAGGUGUGUGUGUUUCCGUUCAGACAUGAGGGGAGACUGCAUUACACUUGCGCAAAGCAGAAUCUACGGACCUUCUGCGCAACCUCGACCGACGCCAGGAAAAACAUUCUUACACAGGACUUCUGUUUGUCUGUGAAGAAUGAACACUCUCCAGCUGAUUCUCUUUUCGCUCCUUUCGAUAAAGAUGGAUUCAGGAAGAUAAUCAAAACACUAGAUGGGAGCAAUUGCAAGCUUCCCUUUAUUCAUGGCAGCAAGACGUACCACACUUGCGUCUAUGAGGAAGGAAAACACCCGUAUUGUGCCUCGGAGGUUGACGGCGAAGGGAAGCUGUUAAAAUCUAAGGACUGCACGCCACAUUUGAGUGCAACGAUCACCCUACAGGGCAAGGCAUGCAUCUUCCCCUUCAAAUACCAGGACAAGCUGUACUACGGUUGCACUGCAGAGGAUUCGUUCAACCUCUGGUGUGCCACGUCGGUCGCCCCCGACAGGAAAGCCCUAGACUUCGGAGACUGCACGGAGAACUGGGCAUAUGAGUACGAGCUUCCCAAGCCGUGGGACUUUGACGAGAAAAAGUGUGAGUAAGAAGAAAAACUAAUCUAGAAGACGAAUCAUCUGCAAUUUUCCG